UGAAACCUUUUAUUUCCGAAGAGCUCUCCAGUGUGAAGGAUGGUUUUGUGUUUAGUUGGUACCAGUUUACAUCCCUAUCAUUCAUGUAUACCUUGUAUACGCAAAGCGCCUUGCCAAACAACGGGAUUAUAAAAUACACCUCACAUCAUAAAGUACUCAUUCAUGUGAUCACGACUGUUUGCGUAAGUACUAAAGAUUGCAACAAGUUCGUCUCAGGAGUUGGGUCACAUUCACAAAACUGAAAAGAACGGAACUGUUUGAGACUCGUUGAGACAGAACGAAAAUUCUAGAUAUGGUGUUCUCAAGGGUGUUGUCGAUGACCACUUUUGGAAGAGACUGAUCUAUUUUUCAAAGGCAUCAUUGUUAACCUUCUUUUCGAGCUGAGGAACACACAACAAAUGUUGGUUGAAAUUAAUGAGAUGAAUGAAAUUAAUUUCCAUCGGAAUGCUGAUAACAUCCGGAGCUGCAUCUCGACGUCUCGCAAUUCAGAGUCCCUGAACAACUUGAAAGGUCUCACGGCAAAUACGCGGAAAUCUAUCUAGCCUCGCAGCGGACUUUACACGGAUCAUUCCUUCAUGGUUCGCAUGCAUAGUGGUAACAUGUCUUUGAUUGUUCCGGAUGAUCAUUAAUCAAACUGAUUCACCUGAGAGCAACAACUAUAACCUUGAAAUAUCUCAAAGAGUCUAGCAGAUACAUGUAGUUUCGAGGAUGUGGUAUUAGGAGAUAGGACGACUUAACAUGACGAGUUCAUCUGAGCCUCCUCCUAUUAAGUGCAGCGACUGUAGUGAGGUGUGAUUAUCUUGUAGGGAUUUCCAGAGAAAUUUGUCGCCGACUGCCUUCUGGGGAAUUACAUAUUUGUUAGGAUUAUGUUAUUUGGUUUUAAUACCUGUAUUAACAGGAGCUCUGAGUCAUUGGAAAUUAUGUUUUUACAUCAAAACAACCGAAGUGUGACAAGCUGCGUUUGGGACACACAUCUGCAAGGAACCAAUACAAUUUGGAUGUCAUAAAUUUUUCAAUUAACUCAGCAUUUCUAUCACCUCAAGAGUGGUACUCAGGUAAUCAUAAACUGGAACCUUCUUCUCGUUAAUCUUUUGUUGGAAUCUUAAAAGGAAAUACGGAUCCCAACUAUGCCGACUGUCACUUUCAUGAAAGGUGCCGAAAACAGCGAAUAGCACAACUACAGCCGUCUUAUUUUUCGAAAUACAGAAUAAUUUCGCCAUCGUCUUGAAAGCGCUCUGCGACUUCAUCCUAUCCUUUGGAUUUAUAAGUGGUAUCCCAUCAAACCUUUACCGAUGAUUGUUUAAAAGAACGCACAAGAACGUUAUUCUUGACUUGAAAUCGUCUUCCAUUGGGGCCAGCAAAUUUUCCACCAUGAGUGCUCCACAGAUCCUAAUCAACGGGUCCCUAGCCCAGCCCGAGACCAUGCACCCGAAACUCUUAAUAACCCGGGACCUCGGCACGAUCGAAGAGGACGAGGAGGUCGCUGGCCUGAGCGAACUCAAGAAGAUGACGACGCGAUUACGCCUGUCGACCAGGAGACCGUCGAUCAUGCAAUGGAGGGAGAAUCUAUCGAACUUUCAACAGAACAUGGCCUUGGUAAGGCACUCUGGACUUGAUAGCGAUGAAAGCGAUGAGGGAUGCGAUGACGACGUCGAUGGGAAAUCGGACGACAGUGAGAUUCUGACAGACGAUCAAGAGAGGAGAAAAAAAGUCGAUGAUGCCAUUGCCUGGAUAAGGCAGGAAUUGAUCGCAAUGAAGUCCCAAGAUCACCAACUCGCCAUGCAACUCAUGAAGCUCCGCGGAGAGAUCCAGGCGCUCAAACUCGAGAAAACCAAUGACGAGCACCGAGAAUUAAUAGAGGGCGCCCGCUACAGCAUAGUGGAGGAGAGUGCCGAGCUGAAGAGCGCGCUCUUUGAUUUGCCAAUGAACAAUAACUUCUAUCCAAUCGCGGCUGGGGAGGAUCCGUUGAAAGGCAUGGGGGUGACGAGGAUGAAUUUAAACAGUCGGAGAUUCUCGUUACGAUAGCCGAGUUUGUGAUUGGCUAAUCCGGAGGUGUGCUUGGUCAUGUGACUUUAAACAAUUGCAAUAAUAUUGACCAAGCUGCACCGACUGCUUGCCUGCCGUGAAUGAUAUUCAGAUUUCAGAAGCUUGUGAAAAUGGAACAAUGACGAAACAUGAUGGUUGAAUAAAGUCUUCUUCUCAAUGCGAUUGAUAGUAAAGUAGGCCUACUUGCUUUCCCUUGAAUUAGUUAUUUUCAAAUAAGAAGGAACGAGGAAAUGAUCGUUAAUUUUAUGUCAUGUUUGUGAACUUUUUUGAAAUUCAAUCUUUUACCAAAGGAAGAGAUUUUUCUAAAGAUGUUAACGGUUAAAAGAACAGUAAUAUUCAUCUAUGGGGAAAAUUCCAUUUGUCUAAUUUUGUUUCUCGAAAGCUACCUUUCCAGCAUAUCUUUCACAAUAAAUAUUUUGUUAAUGUAAACCUUACUUUAUCUUUCUUAGUUUUUAGAUAAAGUAAUAAUACAAUAAUGGGGCUCUACUUGCUACUACCAUCCACUAACAGGGUGUAAAUUUAUUUUUUUUAAUGAUAGACUUGUCUUGUUCAUGACCUAAAACACAUUGAAGCGAGAGAGUAAAGUGAUCAAGAUGGAUUUUUAUUAUAUUUAAAACAAAUUAAAAUGAAAUGAUCAGGUGUAUCAAUUUUGGAGGGUUAUUUGUCAAUAUUUACGAAGAGAGGGAGGGGUGAAAAUAAUUAUGUGGGAGCAAUUUCUACCAACACUUCCCCCCCCCCCCUCUCUCUCCCUGCGUAGGGUCGUGACUUGUUUAUUAUUAGAUAAACCUAAUUCCAUCGAGCAUAAUAAUGAAUGUAAUUGCGAAUACAAGAUGAUCUUUAAUAUAAGUUGCAUAAUUAUUGUUGAAUUAGCAUCUGUAUGAAAUUUCAGGUUUUAUAUUUGUGAUUGAGCUUCCGAAUACAAUGAAAAAAAUGAAUCCAGUUCUUAUUUAAACAAAUUUUUAUGAAUGUUUAGAUUGGGUUAUCGCAUAUCUAAUAAUUAACAUAGUUUAUAAAUAAAUAAACCUAUAUUGUAAUAUGAUUGCAAUAGGCAAAUAUUUCGAUUAUUUGGGAUCUACCUCUUUGUAAUAUUUGAUCGACUGUAGGGGUUUUUCCCCCAGAUAAUAUGUGUAUGGAGUGGUGUAAAACCAAUUCGGUUUCAAAGUAUUUAUCACGGUCUUCAUGGACAUAAAAUGUAUAGACGUUAAUCCAUUUAUGUCAAAGUGGAUUACUGAGUUUAACUCACAAGACAUUACGACGAUUUAUAUUUUCUUUGUAUGUAAAUAAAAAUAACAAGAAGAUUUCGUUUUAUGUCUGGUUCAUAAAAUAAGUUAUUUUUGCAUUUUAUCAUACUAAUAUCACGGUAACUUUCAAUUUCCCUUCUUCAAAACUACAGUGCGUAUAAAAAAAAGUGACAGAUUUUUUUUUUCAAAUUAUGAUGUCUAUAUUUUGGUGUUAAUAGG
Messenger RNA from Lytechinus variegatus (green sea urchin), 3506 nucleotides. Its product is annotated as protein FAM167A-like. NCBI's taxonomy places the organism in Eukaryota, Metazoa, Echinodermata, Echinoidea, Temnopleuroida, Toxopneustidae. The transcript is spliced from 4 exons. The record is from RefSeq and is a predicted model, not a curated record. Bases 1372 to 2025 code for a protein of 217 amino acids.